Molecule: messenger RNA, 2296 nt
Organism: Drosophila montana
Lineage: Eukaryota; Metazoa; Arthropoda; Insecta; Diptera; Drosophilidae
Gene: Sytalpha
Product: Synaptotagmin alpha
Exons: 6
Coding region: 451-1956 (501 amino acids)
Biological process (GO): regulation of dopamine secretion; calcium ion-regulated exocytosis of neurotransmitter; regulation of calcium ion-dependent exocytosis
Cellular component (GO): dense core granule; synaptic vesicle membrane; axon
Molecular function (GO): phosphatidylserine binding; syntaxin binding; calcium-dependent phospholipid binding
Source: RefSeq, a predicted model, not a curated record
CAACGCGUUGGCCAAGUUGUUGCUGCUCUCAAGUCGCAUCCGCUAAAAAACAUAAAUAUAUAUACAAAAAUAUAUAUAUUAUAAUAUACGCUUGUAUUUAUUUGCGAGAUGUUGUCGAAUUCGUUUAACCAAAGAGCGCUGAACUAAUAGAAUUAAAAAUUAAUAAACCUGCACAAAUAAGGAAAUUGCUUUUUAAACGCUGAACAUUCAAAACGAACGGAAUGCCGCGCUUUUAGAGCAUAUUGCGCAUACGACACGUCGAGCGCCAGGAUAAGCAAACAUAUUGUUGCGAAAAAACUUGUGCGUGCAGCUAUUCGAGGGCCAUAAAUUGUUUUUGUUGCACACACACACACUGCUUAGCUGUUGUGCCCCGGGUGUGUGUGAGUGCGUGUGUGUGUGUCUAUUCUGACCGUGUGUGACACAUAGUAAAUAAACGCAAAUAACGGCGACAUGGAUAUUGUCAUACGUGAGGAGGAGCUAUCGCUGACGCAGAUUGGCGUCUAUGCCUCUGUAUCCUUUCUGGUGGUGUCUGCGGUGGGCGCGGCAUUGUACACCACCUGCUCGAAACGCUACCGUCUCAACUGGUUUGAGAAGAAUUUACUGGAAUCGGCCAGCGAGAAGGACGAGGAGCAGCAGAGCCGCGAGGCGCUGGUUGCCGGCGCCGUGGGCUACAAUGUGGACAAUUUGCAUGAGGGUGUGCCGCGUGUCAAGCUGGGCCACAAUAAUGCGGGCAACCUGAGCCCCACUUCGCUCAAGUCGGAGGAUGCCGAUCCGGCCUUUUGGGUGCCCGCCACGGUGACAUCCUCGACGGCGGCCGUGCAGCAGCAGGUCUCGAAUACCACCGAGGAAUCGGCACCGCCCACGCCCACUUCGCCCACAGGUAGCCUAAAAUCGAACACACUCUCCCUCUGCUCGACCACAUCGGUGCCCAUUGCCCGCUCCGAUAAGCACGUGGUGCUGGCCAUGCAUCCCAGCCGGCCGCGUGUCUCCUCCAUGAACGCCAAGCUGGAUCAUACCAAAAUCGACAUGACUCUGUACCGCAGCCAUACGCAGCCGAAGCCCGUGUGGCCCGCCGCGCCGAUCAACGAGGUGCGUGGAAAUUUGCACAUUUGCCUCGGAUAUGAUCCGGUUGGUGGUUUGCUCAAUGUGCGUCUCCUGGAGGCACAGAAUUUACAGCCACGCCAGUUCAGCGGCACCGCCGAUCCCUAUGCUAAGAUACGCUUGCUGCCGGACAAGAAGAACUUUUGGCAAACGCGCAUUCACAAGAAGACACUGAAUCCAGUUUUCGAUGAGCACUUUGUAUUUGAGGUAACCGCCGGGGUCAUCGACAAGCGCAGCUUGGAAAUUUUGCUCUACGAUUUCGAUGCAUAUUCACGCCACGUUUGCAUUGGCGGCACCAAGCUACAUUUGGCCAAUUUGGAUCUGAGCGAGCAGCUGAAACUCUGGACACCGCUGACAUCGGCCUCGGCACAGGACAUGAAGGUGGAUCUAGGCGAUAUAAUGGUCUCGCUGGCUUAUCUGCCCUCGGCGGAGCGUUUGAUGGUGGUGCUAAUAAAGGCACGCAAUCUACGCAUUGUGGACGAUGCGCGCAACUCCUCGGAUCCGUAUGUGAAGGUCACCUUGUUGGGACCGGGCGGCAAGAAGCUAAAGAAACGCAAGACGGGCGUGCAGCGCAAUACCGUUAAUCCGGUCUUUAACGAGGCAUUGGCCUUCGAUGUGGGCAAGGAGACGCUCAAGAAUUGUGUCCUAGAAUUCAACGUGGUGCACGAUGGCCUCCUCGGUUCCAGCGAAAUAUUGGGUCGUGCUUUAGUUGGCAACUCGCCUGAGGUGCAGCACGAGGAGAAGAUUUUCUUUGAGGAAAUGUUUCGGGCCAAGAACGCAACAGCUCAGUGGGUAUCGCUGCAGGAGCCGGUCAACAACUUGAGUGCCACAGCCAAGACAACAACCAAAAAUUAGAAUCCACAGAAGGCGCUGUGCUUUGCCUGUUAAGCUUUCUGUUAUGCUUAACAGACAACUGUUGCGCCUAGCAUUAACAGAGCAGACCUCCCCCCUCCAUUCCACUCCCCCCACAUACAUUUCAACAAGGAGUUCAUGUGGCUAAGAAAUUUUCUGGGAAUUUGCAGGGAUACAUUUAAGAAGGAUGCUGAGCGCGUUUUCAAAAUAUUCAAAACUAUUCAAGCAUAUAAAUAAAUAUAUUUAUGUGUAUAUACAGUACGAUCUCGAUAAGGCGAACCAGGCAGUGUUUGAAAAAAAUAUGUGUGAAAUCUAGAAGGGGAUAUAUUUAGUUCCCAAAUAA